CAGCAAAAUGGCGACAGUGUGGGAGCUGGCUGGACGCAGACCGGUGUGUGGAGCGCAGUGAUAAACUUGCGGUGGUGGGGCGUCGUCCUGCGAUGUGUUUUCUGAGAGCCAUGCCGUGGAACCAGACCUUCAGUCAUUGAGUGUUGCUACUAUGUCUAAACUGAAGCCAAAGGCACAAAAGGACAAAGAUGUGGAACUGAGGUCUGACAGUCCGGGUCGUACUCAAGAGCCAUUCCAAAGUCACACUUUCUCCCUGAAGAACAAUGUUGCAGGUCUGUCCUCAGAUGAACACGAAAACCCUUUAAAUGGAACCCAGCCGAAGCCAUUUGUAUACAGCAGUGCUCCUGCUGUUCCCCAUGCAGACAAUUCAUUGCCUUCAGGAGCACUUGUUAAUGGACCUGGUUCACACCCCACCUCAGAGGUACACUCUGUCCUGAACAAAGGCACUGUUUUCUCCAACAAUGUCCUGGAUGCUGCGUGGCAACCGGAGAAAGACACGAGCACCGAAGUGUUACUACCACCUGGUGAGCUUCAAUCAGACGCUUGGAUGAACCCAGCGGGGCACGUCGUAAAAACACUGGCCACACAGCCAGGUGUCGACACGCCACUGUCUCACUCGGAGGAGAAUGAGUCUAAACUGGCCUAUUCCACACUGUCAGGUGACAGCGCGGACCAAAUGCACAUUAGCCGACUUUUGACAAAACAGACAAUAAAAACAAGAUCUCAAAGGGAUUCACAAUGGUCACAAAGCUCCUCGGAUGAUUAUGACGAUGAUGAGGUGAUCAGGUGGGAUUUGGCAAAAAAGCGCAGGCGCUUCAUGCAGAAUGACAGAAGGCUGGAGACCAACGAGAGGCACCAAAGAGACUGGAAGCACAAAACACAUGCAAUAAGCAUGUCAGACACUCCGGAAAAGGUUAACUGCAGCUUAAAUCACACGUACAUGCCUUUAUGCAGCAGUAAUAAUGUUGAAAAUGUUGACAUUGCCCACAAAGAUGAUUCUUUUGACAGCAGCUGUAGCACAGCAGAGGCAGGCUGUAAUGAGGGAAGUGACCAUGAAGACGAAGACAGUUUUAGUUCCACAGUAAAACAGUUGAAGUCAGAGCAACUUGAAGAUCCACUUUUCUUUUCAUGCACAAUAUGUAAUGUUAAUUUCAAGGAAAAAAGACAUUUCCAUAGACAUACUAUGAUGUAUCAUUUAGGCAAGCAUAAUCAGGUGAACAGUGAGAAUGUUUCACAGCCCUUUAUAUGCAGAGAAUGUGGGCGUUUGUUCUGUGAUAGCAACUCCCUCAUGAAGCACAUCAUUAUUCACCAAGACAGGCUGGAAAAACUUAUGAAGCGAAUCAAAGGUCUCAAAAACACAGAAUCUGAAGACCAGGGCACCGCAGUCCAGUGCCCUCAGUGUGUGUAUGGUUGUAAUUGUCCUAAAAUCUUUGUCCAGCACGCCAGAACACAUGAUAAUCUGACACACUACUACUUCUGCGAAGAGUGUAACUUCAUCACACUGACACAGGAGGCACUUGAGGCACACUUAGAAGCUGCACACCUUAACAUGCACCAGCAUCAGUACAGGAAAAUGGCUCACGCUAGUGAUGCACAGGAAACACAGGACCACGCUCAAUGUGAAGGUGAAGCAUGUUUUUUCACAACCGGAGAUGGAACCGAAUCAGGAAGGCACCCAGAGCAGGAGCACCAGCAGUUGCACUGUGUUGAUUAUAAAAAGUUUUCAGAGCAGCCCAGAAAUCUAUUUAAACCUAAUUCCCCUCAGGUCAAGUGCCAUGUUGGCUGCACCAAAAACAAGCUGUCACCAUCUUUGUGGAAGAUCGACAAGCAUGGAAAUUACUCCUACACACCACGGAAAAUUAGACGUGGCAAACUGAUCUCACCUCUGCAGAAAAAGAAUACGAUUCAAGCAAUGACCGAAAGGGUUUUGGCAGUAGAGCAGACUAACUGUUCAGAUUUUUUACUAUCAGCCGGGAAUCUGAAAUUAGACCAAAUGUUCAGUCAGGAAAGCAGCAGUGACCCAACAAGCACGAGUUCAAAAGAGCAAGCAAACCAGAAUUCACUUUCAAUAAGCAAAAUGUCAACACCCUGGCAAAACACUAUUGACAGUAUGAAUGGUAGUAUAUUGCCAAAGCUUAGCCAAAGGCUGAAGAAACAGACUGCAGAUGGGGAGUUAGUGAAAGGCUGUGAGGGCAGCACUAACUUCAGCAAUGACACCAGUGAAGCUACAGCCAGCUUCUUGGAAAGCAGUGGGAAUGAAAGAAACUCAUAUGCUUGGAGGUAUUUCACAAAGACACAGAGGUUUUCAGCCAAAGACAAAAGCCCCCGUGUGCUCCAGGAUGAAGGCGAAGACUGCAGUGACAUAGAGCAACUCAUCAUCAAGGAGGAGUAUAUUGAAACUACAGUGGAUGAUCAUUCCCCACAGUCGCCCUCUGUGUCUACAAGUCCCAGCUUUGAUCUUUUCCCCUUACAAGAGGCCGAGUAUAAGUCCUGCCCGUACUGCCCCGCCAUGUUUGAGUCCGGUGUGGGCCUCUCCAACCAUGUGCGGGGGCACCUGCAUCGGGUUGGGCUCAGCUAUAACGCUCGCCACAUGGUUUCACCGGAGCAAGUGGCCAUGCAUGACUGUCAGCCAAGAAUCCGCAGGAGGAUUUCCCACUGGAACAAGGAGGUUAAACCAGAGACACAGAAGGAGCACACCUGUCCCCUGUGUUAUGGAUGGUUUGAUACUAAAACCGGCCUCUCCAACCACGUGCGAGGACACCUGAAACGAAUGGGUAGAAGUGUUUCAGGCCACAGUAAAUCCCCUCUGCGUAUCCUAAAUGAACUCUUACAGGACAAUAAGAAACAUCGAACCAGCCUCCAGAACCAGCUGCCCUCACAGCCUUGUGUGUCUCAGAAGUUAAUCAGCAGAAAUGACUUUUUUCUGAUGCACACGGGGAUUCCAGUACAAAUCCAAUGCGCAGUGAGAAAUCCAUCACCCAUAUUGGAAAGCUUCGUUCCGAAACAGGAGGUUGAGGAGUUUUCAGAGAAGAAGAAGGUCAAGUUGGAAGAAGAGCAAAGAGGGACUGAGGCCUUAGCAAGCACUUUAGUGGAACUACUUGAGACAAAACAGGAAAGUAUGAAGCUUCUUGGGAGUGACGGACCCUAUGCAUCCAUGAAGCUUUGCAACAUGACCAAAGACUGUCUGGAGGAGACGCGGGUAACCAGCACAGGACCAGACUGGCUGCAGGGGGAAAAUGCUUCGAAUACUCUUUGUAUUCAGUGUAACAACACCUUCCCAAAUGCUGUGUGUCUCUCUGGUCAUCUUCAGGCCUAUGCACGAAGAAGUAGGAUUGGCAUUUUGGAAAAAACAUGCUAUGACUAUAAACAGAAGCUGCCAAGACCAAGACCUGGACUGAAAAGGAAGACUUUACCCUCGCUGAACACUGAGAUCUACACUCUGACCUGCAGAUUCUGUGACCUGGUGUUCCAGGGUCCUCUAUCUGUUCAGGAGGACUGGAUCAGACAUUUACAGAGGCACCUUCUGCACACCAGUGUACCCCACUCAGGGACUGGGAUGGUCGAGGUUUUGGAUCUUCAUCACAAAAUACAUCUAAGCCUGUCACAUGAACAACCAGCUGUCGACUAGAGCUGCUCAGCUGAAUUUGCACACUGUUUAUACACAUAUUCAACACAUUAGUUUGGUUUAACCUUUUAUAUAAGUAUCUCAUAGAUAUCCCAGAAUACUUACUAAGAGUAUACUAUAAAUAUGAAUUACCAAAAAUAUUAUAUUGGGUAUUUUAAUGCUGAGGAAAAUGUAACAACAUUUCUUAUGAAUAGGCUGUUUUGACAGAAUGGCUGUAUAUUGAGGAAAAAUGUAACAUGAUAAAGUGCUUUGCUGUAUGUGGUAAAGCAUAUGAUUAGAGCACGUUUUUAACACAGACUUAUUGUAAUAUUUCGCUUUUUGGCUGUAACUUACAGUUAAAAAAGAGAAUUGUGUAAAAUAUAAUCUUCAUCUUGUUAUAAGGAACUGUUUUUACAUGAAAAGUUAAGGCAGUUCUCUCUCAUUUAACCACUUCUUAAAUGCUGCUGAUUCUGGAUGGUGUUAUAGUGGUUGAUAAUACUCUUUAUACAGUGGUAUAUAAUCACAUUACUGUCUAUUUAUAUUAAUUAUUACAAAAGUACAAUGGUAAUUCCAAUUUAUUAUUUUCUCUUAUUUUUCUUAUUGUAAAUGAAGUCUUUCAGAAAUUUCAGACACAAAAUAUAUUAUUAGGGUGUUAAUUACCAAUAUAUUUUACUUGGCUCACAUUUAAGAACUGUACCUCACUAAACUUUGGGUUUCAUAUUUCAAACUAUGUCAGUAAACAAGCAUUUCUUCUCAAUUUCAAGGUACCCUGUGGAAUUUUCAGCACAAGUGUUAUUUAGAUGUGAUUCUUCCAGAAACACCAGAGUUUUUUUUUUUAAUUUUAGACACUAAUAUCCUUAUUGAGUGAUAUUUUUGAGCGCCACCCAACCCAUCUAGCUUACAAGCAAAUAUAUGAAGGUACAUUUUUAUAGGGAUGACUGUAUUUGUACAAGGUGACACAUUGCUUUGCAUUUUCAUACUCAGACACUGAACAUUGGACACAAAGUAGCAGAGGGUUAAUAUACAAUGGUAACUGGAGAGAAAUUAAAUUGCAUCUGGUUUCCAAAAGAAAAACUCUUAAGGGUACCUUUAACCACGGCUCUUAGACCCUGGUGCUCGUAAAACACAGAUUUCCAUACUUCGAGAAAACAAACUAUGAGAUGAAGCGCUCUUUAAAAACAGUCUUACAGUAUAUUUCCAAUACUUAAUAAAACCACACAACAACAAUCACAACCACAGUACCAUUUUGAUAAAUACAUUUUAAACACCACCUUACUGUAACACAGACACAUGUAUAUGUUGUUGUAGUCUAAUAUCAUGGAUAUUUUAGGGAUGCACUGAUUAGAUGAUUUUUGCCAAUAUUUGCUCCUUUCACUGAUGGCGUACUGUACAUUUAUAUGAUGUAUAUGAUUAGAUUUGUGCUCAUUUGAGAUAAUAUGAAGCCUUAAAAAUGUGUCAAAUUAAGAGUCACUUAUUUCCCUGGCACGAAAGUGGAGCCGAAUAGCAACAAAAUAAACAAUAUUGACUUUUGACCUGAGUUUCACAUUGGUGCAUCCUGAGAAUAUGUGCAAAUGUAAAUAUUGCUUUCAGCAAAGACUGUAUAUAUCAAGAUGUAUUUUUUACUAACGGUAUAUUACAACAAAAAACUGUAGGAAAAAUUAACAUAACUUUAGAUUUAUAGCUACAGUUUGCCUAGAUUUUAGAUAUUUGUGUAUUUAUUUAUGUCAGCAUUCUCUUGAAAUAUUCAACUUGUUAAACUGGAGAUUUUCAACUUGAAUUUGUAACAUAAAUGACUGAUUUCUAUACUAUUUAUCUUACUCACAUACUCAGGCUUGACAAACUAAAUAAAGUGAUAUUCUAAUUCGACUUUUGCACUUAAAUGUUUGUCGAAAUCCAUGACAUUUGUAAUCAAACGCAUGAUACUGUAGGAUGUUCCACUAAUGCGAAUGUAGGAAAUUACAUUUAACUGCUUGAUAACAUGAAAAAACACCCCAGAUUUACCACAUUAACAGUAACAUAUGGCUGCCUGUUCUGUUGACAUUAUUUAGAGCAUCAGGUUUAGUGAGGUGGAUAAAAGUGUUGGACCUGACUGGAUAAUUGGACAUCUUUAAAGCACAGGCUUUCAUUUACACCAGAGCAGUGUUUAUUACAUUAAAUGGAGCAGAUUUGACAGGAAAUAAAAAUAUCCUUUUAUUCUGUCAGACUUCUUAAACAUUAAUAUGGAGUUUAAACCUAAAGCACAGGGGGGACGUUUGAGUCCACAGAUUAUUCAUGCUUGGUUCUAAAGUAAGGCUUAAUAUUUUCAUGUUAAUAAUAUUCAUUUUGCUACAUUCAUCCAAAAGUUGUUGUAGCAAAACUGGAUUAUAUUUAGUCGAAAUGCUUUUAACUUGAGUAUAUGAUACAAAUGGUGUUUUUGGCAGCUGAGUAAUAGUUUGUGUUUGCAUCAAAUGACCAGCGCCUUAAAGAAGUGGAAUUUCCACAUCCUUAUUAUUAGAAUAAAGAAAUGAGAAACUGUUUUUGGAGUAACAAAUGAUUCAUGUGGUGAAGGAAUACUGCUGUAUAGCGGCAGCAAUAAGGAUUUCAACAAAAUAAAAACAAAAAGAGGGCAAUAUGAUGUUGUUUGUUCUAUCGUCUGUUAUUAUGACCAUCACAUUAUAAGCUGCAGUAUUAACAGAUGUACAAAUACACUCUUCUGAGCCAAAGCUGAUGUGAGCCAUACAAAGUGUCACUUAAUGCAUUUUAUUUAGUACGAGUGACUGCUAGAAAAAAAGGCCAUUCCCUCUUUGCACACAUUCCAGUUUUACUUGUGUUAAACAAAUUUACUUGCAAUUCUUUUGGGUGAAAUAUACAAUUCUAAGUGUCACAUUGCACCAUGAUUCCCCACAGGAAGUAAUGGUUGGGCUAUGUGCUAUUUUAAACAUCACGUUUUAGCGUCGCAGGCUGAGAAUAUGAUGCAUCCAAUGCUUGAUAGCCACUUCUGGGUUUUCUACUUACCAGUGGCAAAGGGGGCUAACCCUGCAGUUUAUCUUGGGCAGUAUUUAAAGCAGCGAUCAAAGCUGUACAAACCAAUUGUCAUCAUGUUUCUCCAGAGGGAAUUUUGAAGUACAUUAAUGCUCCUUCUUUGGGAAAUAAUUGUGCCACUCUGUGACUUCAUUAGGUCUCCUGGCUGUUUCAAAAGAUGUUCUCUCUGGAGGUUGAAAGCCACAUCGCUGGCAGACAGCAUCCCAAGGGGCCGAAUGAAUAAAAAAGAGAGAUUAUAAUGAGAUUGAGUUAGCCAUGACCAGAAUCGGGCUUUUCAUUAUUCCACUGGUUGGAGCAAGAGAGGGAGAGAGAGAGAGAGAGAGAGAGAGGGACAAGGCUGACAUAAAGAAAUGUGUUGUUGCAGGACCCUCACUCACCAUCUGCCACGGGGGUCCAAUGGUAGGCAGCCAAUGCAUGCUUAUCAUUGCCAUGGGUAUCAAAGGGCCUCCUCUCUGGAGAUUGCUCCAUUAAAACUGCAAAG
This is a messenger RNA of Sphaeramia orbicularis (orbiculate cardinalfish), 7106 nucleotides long. RefSeq names its product zinc finger protein 644b (gene znf644b). The record is from RefSeq and is a predicted model, not a curated record. NCBI's taxonomy places the organism in Eukaryota, Metazoa, Chordata, Actinopteri, Kurtiformes, Apogonidae. Gene Ontology annotation, biological process: regulation of transcription by RNA polymerase II. Gene Ontology annotation, molecular function: DNA-binding transcription factor activity, RNA polymerase II-specific; RNA polymerase II cis-regulatory region sequence-specific DNA binding. Gene Ontology annotation, cellular component: nucleus.